CGGGUCAGUUGACAAGAAAAACACAGCUUAAUUAUGAUGACUUUAACAACCAUCAUAAUUGCUAUUGACCUAUUGACAGGUAGGACCCACGAGGAGAUUACCUGUAGCAGAGAGACUGCUCGGGCAAAUGCCACAGUCAUAUGCUUUUGCCUUCCUCCAGUGAGCAGCCAGCGCGUUUUACUGAAUGGGAGCAUCAUGUGAAACUUGAGGCGUCUGGCGUAAGGAUUUCUGUGUGGACGCCGCACGUACUCUGGCUGCAGCAGGACGCAGCGAGAGGGACAUUUCAUUCCUGUGGUGUCUGUCUUCAGUGUAGGGUUUUUUUUUGUGCGUGUGUGUGUGUGUGUGGUUGCGUUUUGCUUUGAAUCAGCACAUAGAGUGAUGUGUACAUGGAGGACAUAAUUCGGGACGUUGUUUGGUUUGUGUUGGUGAGAUAUGGAGACCGGACGCGCUGUGGAUGGACCCUGCGCGGUGAAGUUUGCGUGGAAGCGGGUCGACAACAGAGAUCUUGUGCUAUUUAUCUCAGAGGAGAUGUAGCAGGACUCUUCAGUAUGACAUAGACCUCGGUCCCCCUGCCUACACAUCUUCAGGGAUGGAUCUCGUGAACUUCACGACCGUCAUCGACAAUGGCUUCUUAGACGAGACGCCGUCGAGCCGCGUGCUGACCGGCUGCUUCCUCUCGCUGCUCAUCCUCACCACGCUGCUGGGGAACACACUGGUUUGCGCUGCCGUCACCAAGUUUCGUCACCUGCGCUCCAAAGUCACCAACUUCUUCGUGAUCUCGUUGGCCGUGAGCGACCUCUUGGUGGCCAUCUUGGUGAUGCCGUGGAAGGCGGUGACGGAGAUUGCAGGCUUCUGGCCGUUUGGCUCCUUCUGCGACACCUGGGUGGCUUUUGACAUCAUGUGCUCGACCGCGUCCAUUUUGAACCUUUGUGUGAUAAGCCUGGACCGCUACUGGGCCAUCUCCAGCCCCUUUCGCUAUGAGAGGAAGAUGACACCCAAAGUGGCCUAUGUUAUGAUCAGUGUGGCCUGGACGUUAUCUGUCCUCAUUUCUUUUAUCCCUGUGCAGCUCAACUGGCACAAAGCCCAGAGUAAACCUUACAAGCCGCUCACUGAGGCAUUAGUGUCACUGGGAUCAAACACUACAUCCCUCCGCACUUCUGAAAAUUGUGACUCCAGCCUGAACAGAACCUACGCCAUCUCCACCUCACUCAUAAGCUUCUAUAUCCCCGUUGCCAUAAUGGUUGCCACAUACACACAGAUUUACCGCAUUGCUCACAGACAAAUCAGAAGGAUCUCUGCCCUGGAGCGUGCUGCAGAGAGUGCCAAGAACAGACACAACAGUGUGGGCCGGGGCUCCAGCAUCGCAGAGUCCGAGAGCUCUUUCAAAAUGACGUUCAAGAGGGAGACAAAAGUGCUGAAGACACUGUCAGUGAUAAUGGGGGUGUUUGUGUGCUGCUGGCUGCCAUUUUUCAUCCUAAACUGCAUGGUACCCUUCUGCGAGCAGUCAAGCGGAGGAGAGGCCUUCACUUGCAUAAGUCCCACCACCUUUGACGUAUUUGUGUGGUUCGGCUGGGCUAACUCCUCCCUCAACCCCAUCAUCUAUGCCUUCAAUGCCGAUUUCCGCAAGGCCUUCUCCAUCCUGCUGGGCUGCCACAGACUGUAUCCAGGAGGCCACAACGUAGAGACGGCCAGUCUAAACAAGAAGUGACUCAUGACUCUCCCUCACUGACUCAUCCCUUUAUUCUAGGAGUUCAGGAGCUUAAUGUGCAUCCGGACUGGCUGAGAAGAGGACGCUGCUGUCUGCGCUUCUGAGCUAACGCUUAGUGUGACUGAAUGGUACAGUGACACUGUGUGCACAUGUUUGCAUCGGGUGAGUGUGACCCUGCUGUGUUUUCUGUGGCUGUUACACAACCUUCCGAAGUGAGAAUCAUGUCUGGGAGCAGAGUGGAUUUGGGAUUGAGAUUAAGAUGGUGCUGGUUGUGCCAGGGGUCUGAGCGUGUACCGGUUCUGACAUGGCUCCAGGAUGGAUAAUCCACAGAAUCGGGCGGCAUGCACUGUGUCAGACACUGCUGUCCUCCUUGACAUCACACUCUGCAGUACACGGCGUCAAGGCAUCCUCCGCUGAAUAAAGCGCAAUUGCUGCACAACUCGUGCACUUUACCAAAUCACAUGACAGCUCACAGAUCUACUGUUACACGAGAUUAAAAUUGUCUGCAAAGAGUGAGGUCAUGCAUCUAACCAAAUCACGUUUGGUGUAGGUGCAGGAACACAAUAAACCCAAAAGUGACUUAAUAUUACAGACAGAAUGCAAAACAGAGUGGAUGAGAUGCAUUUAUGGUUUCUGUGACGGCUCUUUAAAGGGAAACUGUGGUCCUAAUUUCUUUUUGAAAGUAACAUUAAGGUGUGAUGAUGUACUCUAGGCUAGUAGGAUCUUCCUUUACCUCAGCCAGUUGUUGGAUUAUUAUAAAUAGAUAUCAUAUUAAUGCAUAACAUGUUAAAGCUUGAAGUGAAAGUGAACCAAAAAUUGCCUUGUGGCUGGACAAUUUUUAACUUAAUCAACCAGUCUUUCUCCAAUCGGUGAUACUACAUACCAGCACUUGAAGGUCUCUGUACUGAUAACACUCUUCAAAGUAGAAACUACUACUGCAGGAAAUAGAGUCAAGACUAACUCAAAUUUGUCUAUUUUCUCUAUUAGUAAGAUGUUUAAAACUACUGAAAAUGUAGUUUUCCCAAAUUUGAGAUUUAUCUCUGUUUUAUGUGGGCAGGACUUUGUCUAUUAUCAGUAAAGCUGAACAAUGUCCUACAAAAUUGCUGUGUUUUAUAAUUUGGCUGUUUCUGCGUCUGUCAAACAUGCUGGAAUUAGAAAUGUUGGCCGGCUUGGACAAAUCUCAGAUGGGUAGCCUCUUCCUGUGAAGUUGUUUUUCUGCUACUAGUACUGAUGAGACACACAAGCUGCAUGUAAUAAUGGAUUGAAACUUUUCAAUAUUACCUCAGAUCAUCUCGAAAUGAUUGCAACUUUGACAAAAUUGGAUGUUAAACAGACCAGUAAGCCUAAGAACACAUCCAAACUGGUUUUGGAAUGGAUGAAACAGAUCUAACAGUCUUCUGGUCUUCCAAAAACCCAGAGCUAAGAGUAAGAAUAUUCUUGCCAGAAAAUCAACAAAUUAAAAUGAACUCUACCAGAAAGAGUGGACAAUUUGCUGCUAAAUCUACUACAGAAGCUUCUGCAAUUUUGUGGAUUAAAUAAAAUCCAUAAUAAAUCGAAAUUUGUGCACCAGGUUUUUAAUAAAGUCAGGUGAUUUUGUAUGAUCUAUUCCAACCUGGAAAAUUGCUUAAAUAGAUUGUUAUCAACAGAAACUAUCAUGACAUCCAUGAUAUAUGAGUGGAUAUAAUCUUGUGGUUGGAACUACAUUUUGUUGUGCAUCAUGUUGGCUUUUAGGCAAAGAAACCGAAUAACUUUGUCUGCACAACAGGAUAUAUACUGGAUUAGUGCUCAUUUAAUGAAUAUCCACACUAACUUCCUGCUACGAUUACACUUUGUGAACUUUUGUUUCACUGUGCAGGCAAGUCAGGUUAGAUUUUUUUUAAAGUUUGUCUUAUGAGAUGAAAUAAAAAAGCCACAGAUUACAUCAAUGAGCUGUUUGAAGCUCAGGAAAGUACAGGAGCAGCAGAAGUAAAGCCUUCGAAAUUGUCUAAAUACUGCACAAGGUGAAAACUGCAAUUUAUUGCUUUCCGUUCUAAGAUAGAACACAUACUUUAUCUCACAAUAAGUGCAGAUAAUAGUUAAUUAUUUCUCCUUGAGUAGCAGUGAACUUAUUUUUACAACAAACAAUAACAAAAGGUGACCAAUUUGAGUAAAUUAGAAAAAACAACAACUUGUGCUUAUUUGGUUUAACUAUUCCUCCCUCUUGAAAAUUAUACAUUCACAAAUUGUAAAAAUGAGCAUGUCUCUAUUUGUAAAAGGGAAUAAAAAGCAUGUAAUUAGGAGAAAGAUUUUCUGUCUGACAUCUAAAAUCACGGCUUUUAGUUCAAAAUAUGACUUUAAAUUCAGUACAUUUUUAAAUUGAGUGUUACUGAAUGAAUUCAGAGUUGGACAUUGAAACUCGUUUUAAUGUGUUAUGCAGCGUUGGUUGGUUUCUAGCUUUACUUUUCAGUUUAGAUUUGGAAGGAGUUCAUUCUAGUCCUGGUACAAAGAUAAAGACGUUUUACAUUUCUCCCAAGUGUCUCUUUGCAUUAUAGAGCCCAAGCAGAUGUUUAGUGAAUUUGUUGAUGCGUAGGUUAUUUUUCAUCAGAUCCACCGUGUCGUGUGUUUUUGGCUGUUCAGCUUUGAACCCUUUACAUCAAAAGCCCUGGGGCUAACUUCACACCAGCGUGCAGGAAUAAAACCUACUGGGAUCAGCUGUGUUUCAUAUCCGCCAUCUCAUAUAAUUCUGGUGUUCUUGUGUCUGUUGAAUCUGGCGAUGUAUUGCCAUCAUUAGCAAAGUGAAGAGCCCCAUCUGGUCCUGUGAACAGCUGGCAAUAAUAAAGCGGUGCAACUACUGUGGCACCUCUGGA
Xiphophorus maculatus (southern platyfish) is the source of this 4554-nucleotide messenger RNA. Its product is annotated as D(1) dopamine receptor. Gene Ontology annotation, molecular function: G protein-coupled receptor activity. The transcript has 2 exons. Gene Ontology annotation, biological process: adenylate cyclase-activating adrenergic receptor signaling pathway. Bases 590 to 1708 code for a protein of 372 amino acids. The record is from RefSeq and is a predicted model, not a curated record. Gene Ontology annotation, cellular component: membrane. Lineage: Eukaryota; Metazoa; Chordata; Actinopteri; Cyprinodontiformes; Poeciliidae.